Molecule: messenger RNA, 1773 nt
Organism: Ceraceosorus bombacis
Lineage: Eukaryota; Fungi; Basidiomycota; Exobasidiomycetes; Ceraceosorales; Ceraceosoraceae
Source: the annotation of a GenBank genome assembly
AUGGAAGCUCAAGGCUCUGCAGCUAGCGGGCAACGACGGCAUGAGUAUCUGGUCGGCAUAGCCCUGCUCAUGCUCGUCGUCCUUCUCUGGACAGGUGAGGAGUCUGGACUGCAAUGUCUUCUGUCAGACCAUCCGCGCUCACACCUCGUGGAGUAUUUGCGCCUUCAUCGCCGCACCCUCAGCGAGCAAUUUCCUGACGAAUACCAUCUUGACCGGCUCGUACAACAAACCCUUUGCCGUCACAUACCUCAACACCUCCUCGUUUGCCAUUGUGCGUGAACGCUAUUCUUCCUCUGGGCCGCGCGCUGUGCUGAGCGUACUUUCAUUUUCGAACAGUAUCUGAUACCAUUCACGUGCCUUCAUCGGGCCCGGAGGCGCAACACGAGCAGCUACUUCCCCAAAGACGAGACAGAAUCGUCGUUCUGGACUCGCAUUGGAUUUUACAUUCCUCAAAGCGACUCUUCCGCACCAGAAGAUCACAGGUGAGGCUGACUACGCUUUUGAAAGGCAAAUCACGCGUCUGACCUUGUCUUACGUGCGGAUGCUAGAGGCCGGUACGCUCCUUUGCCAAGCGUGCACUCGGACUCCAGCGAGAGGCGCUCGGCCAGACCUCCCUCUCCAACCAGGCGCCGCAGCCAUCUGAGCGCACCACGUCCAAGCAGCAUCGAUGGACGCAGACCUCGAUCGCUGCUGGAGUCUCGACAUGCUACCGAUGUGUCUCGUCAACAACCCGCAGACGCUCCUCUCUCGCUCCGAGAGACUGCGAUCUUGGCCUUUCAAUUCACAAUCGUCUGGUUCGGCGCCAAUUGGUCACUCAAUGCUGGACUCGGCCUGACAAGCGUAGCCAGCGGUACAACGCUCAGCUCAGCAAGCGGUGAGUCUGCUCGCAAUAGCCUACAUCCAAGACUGAGAGCAGCUUGUUGAUCCAGUCGUUCAUCGUGCCUAGGCUUCUUCACGCUGGCUCUUGGCAGCCUUCUUGGGGUCGAGACCUUCACGCUGCCCAAGUUGGCAGCAGUGCUCAUAUCUUUCGUCGGCGUCGCCAUGGUCACGCGGGCCGACAGCGCGUCGCCUCUUGCCCACGACGUCAUCUCCCAUUCCAUUAACGCACUUUUGGGCGACGCGCUCUCCCUACUCUCAGCUUUGCUGUACGCCGUCUACGUCACUCUGCUCAAAGUUCGGAUAGGCUCAGAAGAAAGAGUAAGCAUGCCCCUGUUCUUUGGCUUCGUCGGAAUCUUCAACAUUCUCGGCAUGUGGCCCGUCGGCGUUCUCUUACAUCUGAUCGGCGUCGAAAGAAUCGAGCCUCCUAGCGAAGUGUCAACCUGGGCAGGCAUCGGCGUCAACAUGGCCAUUACUUUCGUCUCGUGAGCAUUUCAAUGGGUCGAAAGCGAAUUGAAACGCUCCGAAACGCUCCGAGCUCACGCAGGAUCCCUACCUGCUCAGUGAUUUCGCGUACCUUCUGGCCAUGCUAAAGUCAUCGCCACUAGUCGCUACGAUCGGUUUGUCGCUUACCAUCCCUUUGGCACUCGUCGGUGACCUAGUUCGCGGGACCCAUUCCGGAGGCUGGUUAGGUGAUAUUGGGAGCGUCUGUGUGCUUGUGAGUACUGCUCGUAGCUGUCCUCCUACAUCACGCCUGCUUCACUGACGCGCUUGUCCCGCUUGUGGUCUCCUUAGCUGAGCUUUGUGGCCAUUGGAUUGGCAGACCAUGCACUCAUUUCAAGAGAGGCUCCUGCAUCACAUCUUCCCAUCGCCGGUCGGCAUCUCGCUUCGGAGUAG